Molecule: messenger RNA, 2158 nt
Organism: Ixodes scapularis (black-legged tick)
Lineage: Eukaryota; Metazoa; Arthropoda; Arachnida; Ixodida; Ixodidae
Exons: 1
Coding region: 75-1244 (389 amino acids)
Molecular function (GO): protein binding; metal ion binding
Source: RefSeq, a predicted model, not a curated record
UUCCUUUGCACAACGGCAGGAGACAGUCUCAGCUUCGUCACGUGAAACCAGCCAUUAUCGUUCUACUCUUCACGAUGCCAGUGGUGAAGUGUUUGCGCGGGUACUGCGACAUCUUAAACUUCAGGCCCAUACACUUUGAAGAGACGCUUCCCGACGACGUAUGCUGUAGCGUAUGUGACGUGAUUCCCGAGAUUUUGCUGGGACUACCGUGUGGACACAAAUACUGCGGGGCGUGCUACGACCAGGCCGCCAGCCGGAAGCCUGCUCGCUGUCUGCUUGACCAGGUACGCUGGGGUUGCGACUUCGUCGGCUGCGAAUGCGAUUGCCGCUGCGGCUGCCACUGCAGCUGCGUCUCUAAAACCUCCGUGUUUACGCCUGUCCUAGAAGAGAAGAAAGUGCGAUGCAUCAACGCCAACGAGGGAUGCAGUUUUGUCGGCAGCCUCAAUACCUUGAAGGAACACUUCCAGGUAGACUGUCAGUUCCACGUGGUGACCUGCGGGAGGUGCGCUCAACACGUGCCGCAGAAGAGAUUUCUGGAGCAUCUUACCGGUGAUUGCAGGAGCGGGCGAACGAUAAGCGAACUUAAGAAGACGAAUGAUGAAGUCGGAAGGGUAAUAGAAAAACUCAGCGUGGCAAAGUGUGCCACAGAAGACAACAUCAACUCGGUUCUCGCCUGUACCCAAGCCUACGCAAAAGUUACCAACAACUUGCAAACGCUCCUCCAAGACUGCUUGCCUCGAAUUCACCAAACAGAGAAGGAAAUGUUGCAGAAGGUCGGCAGCGUCCCAGUCUUUGAGCCCAGUUUGGAAGGCCAGAGAAGAGGUUCUUGUUUUUUGAGGAACUUCAGUGCCAAAAUGCGAAGUGCCGCGUCCUACGCGAGCGAUCCUUUUAACGUGGCGGGAUACCCGUUGCAGGUGGGCCAGACUUUCGUCAGGCGUUUUGCGGAUCAGUUGUACGUAUAUUUAUCUCUGGUCACCUCAGUGAGGAGGACCACUUCGCAAUGGCCGAUCCGGAAGACGUUCUUUCUGAUCCUGGUACACCCAGAAGACCCCGGCAAGAACAUCAAGCACGCCAUCAUGCCGUCAGAGGUGGAGCACGUAGACGUCUAUUUCACCAGGAUCCAGAACAAGGCCAAUAGGAAGAUACAAAAACCCCAGGACAAGUGUUUCAAGACCAGUGAACUGCAGUCGGAUGGCUUCGUCGUGGAUGACGCACUGCGAGUGAUCAUUGAGACAGAGGGUUGACACCGUAUACGUGGCAGCCAACACCGUCGCAAGAACAAAGAACUAUAGUCACUAAGACGAUGACUGCGGCAGGGCGCCUCCUUUCAACGCCCGGCCUUCAGCAUGCUUUCGUUGCCUUCCUACAUGCUUUGGCUGCGUGUGCACACUCGAGGCUCAGAAUACACCGAAGCAUAAUCGAAAGUAGGAACCUCGCGCUGAAGGCGGGACAACUGAAGUUCCUUUCUGCCGUUUUCACCUUGUCAGCGAAUAUAUAGCACACGAGAGCAAACUGAAAAAUUAAUUGCACAAGGACUGACUUCGAUGUUGAGAUUAGUAGUUAUUUGCAUGUUGAUUGUUGACGGUGUUAUAGUUAUUUAUAGUUAUUUGCAUGUUGCAUGUUGACGGUGUAUAUACAGUUUCAUGUCAUAGACAUAUAUUUGUAUUUCAAUUAAUCGUUUGGUGCAAUAUUUUCAAGGGAACGCACACUAGAUAAAAUAAGUGAGUGUCAUCACGCCCUGUGCCGUAAUCUCUCAAAUAAAAAAUUAAAAAAAAAACUGGACCCUUUACUUCACGCUGCGACCACUAUCGGAAGCCGCCGGUUUUUGGUCGUGUACAGUGUGUACAGUAUAGCGUGUAUGGGAUUCAAAUUUUCUGAAAUAAGUUUAAAUAAAAACGAUAUAAGCGAGUAACGUUUUGGUCGGUUUUCUAAAGAAAUUAAGCCCAAUUUUUCCCUUCGCAUUUGUGAAGAGUACUCGCGGCAUUUGAAAUAUGCAAAUUCGUUUAGACACGCUUCUAGUUUAAACGAUAUUUUGGUGAGGAAUUUAUCUAAUGAAAACCUAUCCUAGUUUAGAUAGGGUCAUUGUUUAAUAAGAGAGAAGAGUUGUUGCCGGGAAAGUGAAAGUGAUGUUUCAUUUAAAAUAAAAUUCAGAUUCCAA